ACCGAGCCGAUAAGAACCAAAUACACGUCAUUAACUACUUUGUAUUAUCUUUCUCUCUCCCGCCACCUGCGACAGACCAAAAUUUUCACCAAGUUACAAAAAAUUUAAUUUAUUUUUUUCCAGAUUUUUGGAAAUUUGAAUCCAAAAUUCUUCCUUUGAUCAAUUGAAGUUUCCGCAAUUCUGGUUAAAUAUGGAUCAGAUUUCAGAAAUGCAGUACAAAUCAACAAAACCUCGAGAUGUUUGCAUUGUUGGUGUUGCACGUACGCCAAUGGGUGGGCUUCUUGGUUCCUUGUCAACUCUAUCUGCCACCAAGCUUGGUUCUAUUGCUAUUGAGUGUGCUCUUAAAAGGGCAAGAGUGGAUCCAUCAUUAGUACAAGAAGUGUUCUUUGGGAACGUUCUUAGUGCCAAUUUGGGACAGGCUCCUGCUAGACAGGCUGCUUUAGGCGCAGGAAUCCCUAACUCAGUAAUCUGCACGACCAUUAACAAAGUAUGUUCUUCAGGAAUGAAAGCAACCAUGCUUGCUGCUCAAAGUAUCCACUUGGGUGUCAAUGAUGUUGUUGUGGCCGGGGGAAUGGAGAGCAUGUCUAAUGCGCCGAAAUACCUAGCUAUGGCCAGAACCGGAUCGAGGCUUGGACAUGACACCAUUAUUGAUGGAAUGCUGAAGGAUGGACUUUGGGAUGUUUACAAUGAUUUUGGAAUGGGAAUCUGUGCAGAAAUAUGUGCUGAUAAUUAUAGAUUUUCAAGAGAAGAACAGGAUUCUUUUGCUAUAAGGAGCUAUGAGCGUGGUAUUGCUGCAAAGAACAGUGGCGCGUUUUCUUGGGAAAUAGCUCCGGUGAAGAUUUCUGGAAAUAGGGGAAGACAAACCACGAUUAUUGACAAGGAUGAUGGUCUCGAGAAGUUUGAUCCUGCCAAACUUAAGAAACUUCCUCCCAGCUUUAAAAAGAAUGGAGGCUCUGUCACUGCUGGAAAUUCUUCGCUUAUAAGUGAUGGUGCUGCUGCAUUAGUAUUGGUCAGUGGAGAAAUGGCCAAAAAACUUGGACUCCAAGUGAUUGCAAGGAUCAAAGGUUUUGCUGAUGCAGCUCAGGCCCCUGAAUGGUUUACUACUGCUCCUGCCCUUGCAAUCCCAAAAGCUAUUUCAAAUGCUGGUUUGGAGCCUUCUCAAAUUGACUUCUAUGAAAUAAAUGAAGCCUUCUCUGUCGUUGCUCUUGCUAAUCAGAAACUCUUAGGGCUUGAUCCAGAAAAUGUCAACGUGCAUGGUGGAGCUGUGUCCCUGGGACAUCCAUUAGGUUGCAGUGGAGCUCGAAUUUUGGUCACAUUGCUUGGUGUUCUAAGGCAGAAGAGAGGAAGAUAUGGUGUUGCUGGCAUCUGCAAUGGAGGAGGCGGCGCAUCUGCUCUUGUCUUAGAGCUCAUAUCAACAUCAGGGAGUGUUCAUUCAAGACUUUGAAAGUUUCUAACUGGAGUAAGACAUUAUGGUGGAAAUCCCAGGCAAUCAUUCAAAACUAUAAAUUCAGUUCUUUGAGAAGUUCCUUCAGCUGCAAAUUUAUCGAGAUGUCAUCUUGCCAUUUUAUACAUCAUGAGACAGAUAAGAGGCACACUGCUAUCCGGAAAUCAAUUAGAUAUUUGGGUGAUUUAUGUAUAAUAUAUACUAGUGGAAAUGAGUAGGCAAUACUCCUGGGCAUAUCCUGCAACACUGGUGGUUGAUGUAUGACUAUAUACUUGUAGAAAUUAGUAGGCAAUACACCUUGAACAUAUUUGCUCGUGUUUAGUGACAUAAGUAGGCAUGUAUAUGCUUGCGCUGGUCCAUGAUAUAUAACCUGUACUAUGCAAAUAAUUUGGGGCUACUGUAUUUGUUUAAAGUUCUGCACUAGGCAAGUGUGUAAAACCUGUGAUCUUUGCAGAGCUUAAUUAUUCAAUAUAUUGUUUUUCUGCUUA
Messenger RNA from Chenopodium quinoa (quinoa), 1932 nucleotides. RefSeq names its product acetyl-CoA acetyltransferase, cytosolic 1-like. The transcript is spliced from 15 exons. The record is from RefSeq and is a predicted model, not a curated record. Gene Ontology annotation, molecular function: acetyl-CoA C-acetyltransferase activity. Gene Ontology annotation, biological process: fatty acid beta-oxidation. Lineage: Eukaryota; Viridiplantae; Streptophyta; Magnoliopsida; Caryophyllales; Amaranthaceae. Bases 191 to 1444 code for a protein of 417 amino acids.